UUCCUAUGCUGUACUGGGGGUUUGCCCUAAAAAAAAAGAGCUGUUCUAAGAACUAGAUUCUACUCUAUCGUGUUCCUCGGUUCUAUAGGAUUUAUUUAGGCCACUUUAAUGUCUAUGGUCAACAAGUCAUGCUUUCUCUGUCAAGAAGAAUGACAUCAAUAGAACUUGAAGAGAAGUUGUUAUUCUGUCGCAACUUUGAACUUUCUGAUGGAACAGAACUAACAUUCGCCCAGUCAUCACUGGGAGAUGUAGGAUGUGUUGUUUGGGACGCUGCAUUAGUACUGUGUAGUUACAUUGAUUUAAAACAACAAGAAAUGGGUUGGGAGGGUAAAUAUAUUUUAGAAUUAGGAUCUGGAACAGGAGCUGUUGGAUUAACUGCUGCUUGCUUAGGGUCUAAAGCAGUGAUUACAGAUCUUGUGGAGCUGUUACCGUUGAUGAGUCACAAUAUAGCCUUAAACAAUGAGAAGUUAAAGGGAUCGUGUGAAGCAGCAGUCGUCUCAUGGGGAGAUCAGCAACAGAUGAUAAAUGUCAAUGAAGCUCAUUUCCCUACUGGAGUUGAUUGCAUUCUACUUGCAGACUGUGUUUACUAUGAAGAGUCAGUGGAGAGUUUAGUUGAUACAAUCCUGCACUUUGCCAAAGCUAAGACUACUGUAUUGUGUUCCUAUGAAGAAAGAGAAACUAAAGCUGAAUUACAGUGUAAAUUUUUUAAGAUGCUUGGUGAAUGA
Molecule: messenger RNA, 725 nt
Organism: Physella acuta
Lineage: Eukaryota; Metazoa; Mollusca; Gastropoda; Physidae
Product: protein N-lysine methyltransferase METTL21D
Cellular component (GO): cytosol; protein-containing complex
Source: RefSeq, a predicted model, not a curated record